This is a messenger RNA of Hippocampus zosterae (dwarf seahorse), 2578 nucleotides long. Its product is annotated as CCN family member 3-like. Gene Ontology annotation, molecular function: integrin binding; heparin binding. The record is from RefSeq and is a predicted model, not a curated record. NCBI's taxonomy places the organism in Eukaryota, Metazoa, Chordata, Actinopteri, Syngnathiformes, Syngnathidae. Gene Ontology annotation, biological process: cell adhesion; signal transduction. Gene Ontology annotation, cellular component: extracellular matrix; extracellular region. The transcript is spliced from 5 exons. The coding region runs from base 1493 to 2545 and encodes 350 amino acids.
AAGUACGGCGGCACGGUGAUUGACUCGUUAGCAUGUCCGCUUCACAGUACAAAGUUCAUAAGUUCAAUUGCUGGCCUUUCUGUGGGGAGUUUGCAUGUUCUACUCGUGCCUGUAUGGGUUUUCUCCGGGUACUCCAGUUUCCUUCCACAUUCCAAAAAUAUGCACGUUGAGUUAAUGGAACACUCUAAAUUGGGCCUAGGUGUGAGUGUGAGCACGAAUGGUCGUAGUGUGCCCUGCAAUUCGCUGGCAACCAGUUCAGGGUGUCCCCUGCCUACUGCCCGUAGUUAGUUGGGAUUAGGCUCCAGCACGGCCGUGGCCCUCGUGAGGAUAAACAGAUUAGAAAAUGGAUGGAUGGAUGGAUGGACAUCAAGUUAAAGGCAGACUUCAAUUACCUAAAAGGACAAUCAAAUGACAGCAAAGCCACCAAAUAUGGAGGAGCUUCAUCCUUGAGAGCUCUGUCAGUGACAAAACGGUGAAAUAUUGUAUUGAAUCGUAAAAUGAAAGUGUGAAGAAAGUGAAUAUAUCCCACGGCACACUUGAUGAUCUCUCACGGUGUUGGGAAUCGGUGGUACAGAUUGAUGACAGGUUCUGUCACCGAAAAUUGCUCACGUGUAAAUACCCUUGUGUCUCAACGGGGGGCAAACCAUAACACAACUUCUUAGCAGAUGUGAUGACCUCCGUGCCAGGCUCCCACCGAUCCAAGCUGAUGACCAUCCAAAACUUUCCGGACAUCUCCAUUUCUGGAAACAGUCAAGAUCCCUUUGGAUGUUGCGGGCUUUUCCAUGUGUGCCCUCCCACGAAGCACCCAAAGAAAUGGGUCAAAGGUUCAUCAUGCCUAAUGGUAGAUGGACCAAAGAGAAUCCCCACAUGAUGACACAAACAUCCUGAACUAGGAAUUGGAAUCUUCCAAUCAUGUAGCCCAAAGGGGAAACGUAACCAUCCUUUCAUUCCUCUAUAGAUUUUUCUUGACUAUUAAUAUACUGUAUGUCUGCACAACAGCUAGUCUAUUGUGAGGGGCAAACCGCACAAAAUGAAUGGAUUUUUUUCUCCGCCGCUUUAAAUCAUUAUCUUUGUCUACAUUCUGUCUAUCUGUAUUUUGAGCCAACAUGUCUUGAUGGUAUUACAGUGUUCAGGCAUUCAUUUAAUGCAAUACAGUUCAACAGUAUUACUGCUCUUGUUUGGAUUUUAGGGUAUAAAUUGUCCCAUGUGGAAUCCCCUUUUGGCAGAAGGUCCUCCUCAAACACAUUGGGCGUCACAUUCCUCGCUAUUGGUCGUCAUGGUGACCACGGGACAGCUCCUCUAUAUAAGGUCCUCCCCUCCUCAGUCCUGAGGCACAACGACAAAGUGAGUACAACCUUCUGAAUUUCACGCAAGUUAGAGACAGAGAGAGGAGGGAAACGUCAACCCUCAAUCCUAGAAUUCAAGCGAGCUUCAGUCUAGACACUUUCUACACCGAAUAUUUUUUUUUCCCCCAGCACUGCAUGCUGGAACUAUGACUUCUUUGUGUGAUAGAGCUCUUUUCCUCAUAUGCUUGACUGCACAGGUGUUUACAUUAGCCCGGUCCCAAGUGUGUCCACAAAGAUGCCAGUGCCCGGAGGAGCCCCCGAUCUGUCUCCCCGGGGUGCCCCUUAUCCUGGACGACUGCGCCUGCUGCCUUGUGUGCGCUCGCCAGAAAGGUCAGGCUUGUUCCGAAACAAAUCCCUGUGACUCACGAAAAGGCCUGCAGUGCGACUUCACCUCGGGAGAAGACAAAAAGACGGGCGUAUGCGUUGCCCAUGAAGGAGACGUCUGUCUUCUGGAUGGUGUGGUCUACCAGAACGGCCAGACCUUCUUCCCCAGCUGCAAACACCAGUGCAUGUGUCGCGAGGGGCAGAUCGGCUGCAUACCGCUCUGCAAUGUUGACGUCAUGCUGCCGGGGCCCGACUGCCCUGUGCCACGCCGAGUCCACGUCCCUGGCGAGUGCUGCGAGAAAUGGGUGUGCGAUUCCCCGGCUGAAGCCAGUGCACUGGGAGGAUUUGCUAUGGCAGCUUUUCGUCAAGAGGAAACGGUGAGCUUUGACUCCUGGGACCCCAGAUUGAACUGCAUCGAGCAGACCACAGAGUGGGGAGCCUGCUCUCGCACGUGCGGCAUGGGGGUGUCCACCAGGGUCACAAACAAGAAUCGCCGUUGUGAGCUGGUGAAGCAGAGCCGGUGGUGCAUGAUCAGACCCUGUCAUGACCAGCAGGACCAGACAGCGCUCUCUCAGCCAAGGAGAAGCAGUAAAUGCCAAAGAAUGGUGAGAAGCGAUGCAGCCGUCCACCUCACCUACAAGAACUGCACCAGCGUCCAGGCCUACAAACCUCGCUACUGCGGCUCCUGCACAGACGGCCGUUGCUGCACCCCACACAGAACCAAGACCGCCCUGGUGGAGUUCGCGUGCGCCGGCGGUAAAACCAGCAAGAGGCCGGUCAUGGUGAUCCUCACCUGCGUCUGCCACAGAAACUGCCAGUGGGACAAUGCAGUGUGGCAGCCUUCGGAGCUGGGCUACAGUGGGAUGACGGUAUAGGUCUGACUUUUGUCAUUACAGGCAAUGACUGAA